Molecule: messenger RNA, 2868 nt
Organism: Tigriopus californicus
Lineage: Eukaryota; Metazoa; Arthropoda; Copepoda; Harpacticoida; Harpacticidae
Exons: 4
Coding region: 29-694 (221 amino acids)
Source: RefSeq, a predicted model, not a curated record
CUUUGAGGUCAAUACUUGUUACCUAACCAUGAUUAACGCCCAGCGGCUUUCCUCAGCCUCUACUGUAGAGAGAUCAAUCAUGACCAAUGGACGUAUCAUGGCCCUGCCCACCGACACGCCCAUUCCUAACAUCAAUCGAAUAUCAGCUCAUGAACAAGGCGACCCCACCUCCAAUCGAGCUCAACUGGUUGCACCUCCAAAUGAGAACCAGAUCAUUGGGAGUCACCGAAUUCCUUGCGAUGAGUGCCGUAAGGAUUGCCAGGACAUCUUGGCCUUGAAAGACCAAUGCUUGAAACUCCGACUAGAUCUGGCCAACACCAGAAGGAGACGGGAGCACAUGGAGAAAGAAACGGCUCGUAAAAUGUCGGAUUUAAAGUCUGAACAUGUCAAGGCAAUCCAUGCCAUGAAAUCAACAGUCCUGGGACCAGAAGACCAAGGCGAUGUACUGAAGAAGGAUUUCAAAAGGCUUCUCGUGGACCACGAAACCGUGGCUCGUGAAAUCUGUCAUGAGAACCAACGUCUUCGUGAUGAAAUUGCUAAACUUAUUAUUCACAUUGAUGUAAAGUCGGUGGAGGCGGAUGACGAGUGUUUAAAAGUGGCGAAAUUGCUGAAUCGACUUAAAGACACCAAACGAGGCAUGAAGAACAUCCACGGGGACGAUGAUGAAUCUUACAUUGAAAUCAUCAUACCUUAGCAUAAGUUGUGCCAUGGCCGUGAAAGUAAAUAGGAAAUGGAUGAAAGAUAUACCUAAGGAAAAUGUAAUGAGACGUUUUUGAAACGAAUGUUAUUUUUCUUUAUUGACGCGAAAUGUCUCUAGAAUACAACAGUAUUAUUUGGAGAUAAAGGCUUUUGUUGGCUAAAUUACUCUCCAUCUCUCGCUCAGGCCUUUCAAAUAAAACUAUAGUUUUGGUAAAUUUGUUAAGAAUAAAUGUAAGCGUGCAAGAGAAUGGUGUUGAAUCAUGACCUUUACACACCGCAGUACUAAUCAAGAUCUUCAAUAACUUGUCUCAUUUCAAAGUAUUUUCUGAAUAAAAAGGUUUUAACGCAAAAGGACCCACUUUCAUGCGCAUGCGUUACUUUGUCAAACUUUCGUCACACGACGAAAAAUAGCGAAAAAGCCGACGAUAAUGGAUGGGCAAGAUUUCUACAAAUCUGUGCAAACUUCUCAAAUUGCAGUCAUGCCAAGUUUGUAAACACACCUAAUUAUACGCAGGGCACCAUAAGAAAAAGAAACCACGUAAAAGUAUAAGUCAUUCUCCUUGAAAACUCAGUCCAACGAAGGGCACAGGUUGGACGAAUUAACCUUUGUGUCGAACAACUUUACAUCGGAGUGCCAGUUAGGUACGAGAACAUCUUUUUGUUUUUGCACAGCUUUGUUGGGUCAUAUGAAUAAAAAAAUAGAACUUAUUUGGUUCCAAUGCAGUCUUUCAUUGGUCUUGAGGUGCUGGAAAUUCCAUUCCCAGUAGCGGUAAGGAAAUCUGCAAGAAUCCUUUUUUUACUGCAGACGGUUUUCUCCACUAAUCAGUUGGCGGCAUUACAUUGAAACUGAACGGUUUGAACUUAAUUCAACUAAUUAAACCAAAAAUUGCCUAACCUCCAACAAUAAUGAAUAUAAUCAAAAAUGUAUAUCGUAAUCUUAUAUUAAACUACCGCAACCUAAAAUAUUGAAGGCCAACUGAUUAGUGGCAAGUAACGCAUUCUUUACGUCGUUCUUGUACGAGAUAAACGUUAUCGUCAAGCGUGAGGCUUCGAACUGACAGGUAGGACUAGCACGCCACGCUCUACUGUUUGUACUUUCUUCAUGUCUUGUCUGACCCCAAAUAUUUAGCUGAAUGCGUAAAACGCUUUUACUCUGAUGCGAAACCAGUUCAAGUCAAGCAAAAUUACUUCACAACAAAGCAUUUUCUUUCAUUCGAAAACAUGAGCAAAAUCAUCCAGAAAAGUCUUCAAAGUGUGAUGAAGGACGAUGUGUUAAAUCGUCCAAACUAUGAUGGCUUUGUGGUUAUUGGAGCUGGAUUGCCUAGAACUGGCACCACCUCGAUAAGGAGUGCCUUGGCCACAUUACUCAACGGGUCUUGCUAUCACAUGAUGUGUGUGGCUGAAGGAACUCGCGUGGAAGAAGACUUCUGGUUAAAGGCUCUGAAUCGUGAGAUCAAAAGUGACGAGGAGUGGCGAAAGUUCUUUGAAGGCCGCGGAUAUCGAGCUGGGGUGGAUUUUCCUGUAUCCUUCUUCUACCGUGAUAUGCUAAGAGCAUUUCCCAAAGCGAAAGUAAUCUUAACAGUGAGGAAUCCGGAAACGUGGUACAAAUCGGUUCGAGAGACCAUUUAUGAAGGCAACAAAAAGACCAAAGAUUUUGCCGUAAGACUAUUUAUGCAAAUAGCUGGUAAAACUAAUUUGGUUGAAGUCAUAGACAGAACUGCUUGGGAACCAGCUGAAGGAGCGACUAAAGGAGUAUUAGUGGCCAUUGACGAAGGCUUGGAAUCAUCAAUAGACUUUUUUCAGCAAUGGAACAAUUCCGUGAGAAAAACUGUCCCUAAAGAGCGUCUAUUGGAAUUUGAUCCCAAACAAGGGUGGUCUCCACUAUGUGAAUUCUUGGGCGUGCCCGUUCCUGAUAUCCCAUUUCCAAGGCUGAAUGACACCAAAGACAUGAAUCGUAAACUGGCUGGAUUGAGCGCUUUAGCAUAUUCAGUGGUUUAUGGCUUACCUAUUUUGCUUCUUAUGGUAUUGCUCUACUUCUUUUAUUUUUGAAUUAAAUGAAAUAGCGCAUUAGAUUAAAAAGCAGACCAGUUUUAAACCAGUAUACAUACAAAUCGUACCAGAUCCGUCUUCGAAUAAAAAUAUUGAAAUAUAACCCAUGAGUUCCUAUAA